CGCAUCCCGCUUCUCCAACCCCGACUCGCCUCGGCUCUGCCAUAUCGUUGGGUGAAACCUCGCAACAAAGAGAUCCCCGUCGAUCGCCCUGCAUCUACCGGCUUCGCUGCGAAGCCCAGCGAGCCCUCUCGCUGCCUCGCCCCCCCCCGUCCCUCCUUUGUAUCCGUUCUUUAUGCCCCGCCGCAAUGCGCCUUUUCAGCAAGUUUCAAACCGUGUGCGCCUUGGCUGUGUUCAGCAUCUUCCUAUCCGCUUCGUUUCUCGCCUCCCAGCAUUACUACCGCCGGGUAGUCCUGACGAAUGAGCCGCCGUCCGAUUUCCAGGUCGCAGCCUCAUUCGACCGCCGCCUGGUUGUCUUCGGAGACUCGUGGAGUGAUAACAAUGCCGCGGAACUUCACGGUUCCGUUUGGACGGAAUGGCUUUGCUCGUCGUUCUCAUGUCACCAUGAGAACCUCGCAGAGACUGCAAAGUCCAUGAAAGGGGACUACAUUGGCUCCGUGGUCGACAACACCCAGCUGUCGGGCUCAUUACUCAACCUCUACAAGUCGCCUUUGGCCGACAUGAAAGCCCAGGUCCACAACUGGUUGUGGGCCGAGACGGAAGCCAUGAAAGAGAUGGACGCCGAUGCCAUUGCCAUGCGCCAGAAUCGCACUAUCGUGAUCGUCUCGUUCGGGGUCUGGGACCUGUGGAAUGUAGUCGGGCAGAAGUACGACGACGCCGCCAAGUCGGUCGACCGCAGUGUUGGAAUCAUCAUGGAUCAACUCAAUCUGCUGGCCGACGCCUGGGGCAGCAACGAUCUCAAGAUCAUUCUGACGUUGGCCCCGGAUGUAACCUUCCUGCCGGCCUAUAGGGACCAAGGGGAGCCGCAGAUUGCUAAGCACAAAGAGGCCGUCCGGAUCGCGGAGCACUGGAACGGGCAACUCCGGAAUUCCGCCGAGAAUUGGGAGAAUGGCACGGUUUAUCUGUUCGACACUAAUUCGUUCCUGGCCGAUCAGAUCCGCGACAGACAGCUCUUUGCCGCCGGAAUCGAGGAGUCGAAUGGGUUGGGCAAGAACGAGGAUCCCGGCUGGGAGAACGUUGACGACGCAUGCAUCCAACACACGCAGCAGUGGGUGGUGACGUCAGACACGAAGCAAUGCGACCACCCGGAGAAAUUUUUAUUCUGGAACGCCAUGCACCUCGGUCCCUCUGCGCAUCGACUCCUGGGCACGGAAGUGUUCCACGGGAUCGAAGAGAUGUGGCUCCGGUAAAAUCUUUCCUUUCAGAUCAAAUUCAAGAGCGCAAUAAAAAAAAAGUUCCAAAAUGCAGCCGAUGCUGUUCUUUGCCCUUGCCACCUUAAGACGUAACUCGCCGUGCAAGGAAGCGGAGGUGUCUUCUGUAGAUGAUUAGACCACGGCGGCUGCUUCCCGAGACCAGCAAACGCAGCAUACUGCA
This is a messenger RNA of Aspergillus heteromorphus CBS 117.55, 1431 nucleotides long. RefSeq lists its product as uncharacterized. The transcript has 3 exons. The record is from RefSeq and is a predicted model, not a curated record. NCBI's taxonomy places the organism in Eukaryota, Fungi, Ascomycota, Eurotiomycetes, Eurotiales, Aspergillaceae. The coding region runs from base 186 to 1247 and encodes 353 amino acids.